This is a messenger RNA of Pseudophryne corroboree (corroboree frog), 3389 nucleotides long. RefSeq names its product oocyte zinc finger protein XlCOF6.1-like. Lineage: Eukaryota; Metazoa; Chordata; Amphibia; Anura; Myobatrachidae. Bases 551 to 1831 code for a protein of 426 amino acids. The record is from RefSeq and is a predicted model, not a curated record. The transcript is spliced from 5 exons.
CCUUCCUUCUAUCAUUCCCACAAGGCAGCAGGAGCAGAGAGCAGCCAUUGCAGUGUCUGGCAGCAGGAGGGGGAGUAUAGAGAGGAGCACAGUGGUCUGUACAAGGACGUGAUGAUGGAGAAUCACCGGCCCCCUCACAUCACUGGAUGGGCCCAGUAACAGAGAUAACCCAGAGAGAUGCCCCCGUCCUCUGUAUUCCCAGGAUUGUACAGAGGAGAGUCACAGGACCCCACAGGAGGAUCAGAUAGAACGUCUGUCUGAUAUUAAAACAGAAGAUAUAGAGGGAGAAGAAGAGACGUAUGUGACUGAUAUAAAGGCAGAAGAUAUAGAGGGAGAAGAAGAGACGUAUGUGACUGAUAUAAAGGCAGAAGAUAUAGAGGGAGAAGAAGCGACGUAUGUGACUGAUAUAAAGACAGAAGAUAUAGAGGGAGAAGAAGAGACGUAUGUGACUGAUAUAAAUGCAGAAGAUAUAGAGAGAGAAGAAGAGACGUAUGUGACUGAUAUAAAGGCAGAAGAUAUAGUGGGAGAAGAAGAGACGUAUGUGACUGAUAUGAAGGCAGAAGAUACAGAGGGAGAAGAAGAGACGUAUGUGACUGUUAUAAAGGCAGAAGAUAUAGAGGGAGAAGAAGAGACGUAUGUGACUGAUAUAAAGGCAGAAGAUACAGAGGGAGAAGAAGAGACAUAUGUGACUGAUAUAAAGGCAGAAGAUAUAGAGGGAGAAGAAGAGACGUAUGUGACUGCUAUGAAGGCAGAAGAUCUAGAGGGAGAAGAUGAGACGUAUGUGAGGGGUAAUCAGCAGUGUAAGGAGGAGGAGAUCCCUACAGAUAUCAGCACAGAUGGACCCACAAGCAGGAAUAUCUCAGAAGGACAUCUAAUGUUAUCCCCGGAUUGUGACAUAAAAGAUAAUGACAGUAGACAGGAUUCUCCAGGAGAUAAUCCCAUUACCCCAAUUAUACAUCCAGCUCUAUCAGCUGGUACCUCUGAUCCUGGGAAAUGUUCUCCUGAUCACUCUGAUAUUGGUGCAUCUGUUACAGCUCUGACAAUAGAUACAGUGUUUCUCUGUUUUAUAGAUGCCAAAUGUUUUACACAGAACACAAAGCUUAUUACCCAUCAGACAGGUAGGGCAGGGGAGAGGCCAUUUCCAUGUUCUGAGUGUGGAAAAUGUUUUACCUGGAAAUCACAACUUGUUGCACAUCAGCGAAGUCACACAGGUGAGAAGUCAUUUCCAUGUCCUGAGUGUGGGAAAUGUUUUGCACACAAAUCAGGUCUUGUUAUACAUUACAGAAGUCACACAGGUGAGAAGCCAUUUUCUUGCUCUAAGUGCGAGAAAUGUUUUAUCCAGAAAUCAAAACUUGUUACACAUCAAAGAAGUCACACAGGUGAGAAGCCAUUUCCAUGUUCUGAGUGUGGGAAAUGUUUUGCACGCAAAUCAGAUCUUGUUAUGCAUCACAGAAGUCACACAGGUGAGAAGCCAUUUUCUUGCUCUGAGUGCGGGAAAUGUUUUAUCCGGAAAUCACAACUUGUUAUACAUCAGAGAAGUCACACAGGUGAGAGGCCAUUUCCAUGUUCUGAGUGUGGGAAAUAUUUUGCACACAAAUCAGAUCUUGUUAUACAUAAGAGAAGUCACACAGGUGAGAAGCCAUUUUCUUGCUCUGAAUGCGGGAAAUGUUUUGCACAGAAAUCACAACUUGCUAGACAUCACAGAAGUCACACAGGUGAGAGGCCAUUUUCUUGCUCUGAGUGCGGGAAAACCUUUGCCCACAAAUCACAUCUUGUUACACAUCAGCGAAGUCACACAAGUGAGAAGCCACUUCCAUGGUCUGAGAAAUAAAUCCGCUCUUGUUGCACGCAAUGGACAUCACUCAGGUGAGGAACCAUUUUAGUCUUCUGGAGUAUACUAAUUGCCAUGCAUUGUUCUUUAAGGUUCUUAUCCUAUCUCCAAUGCUUUUUGCAAUAUACAUGCUACCACUGGGUGAAAUAAUCAGAUGUCAUGCCCUCAUCUACUACUGCUAUGCAGAUGACCUGUCUCUUGCUUCGGGUACUGAGAACCCAGUACCAAUCCUAAAUGGUUGUGUAGCUGAGAUCCAGGUGUGGGUGAUGCCAGUUGGCUGUGACUGAGUCCUGGUGAAACAGGUCCAUAUGGUAGAAGCUCACCAACAAAGGGCAGGGCUACAGCUCUGCUUUGUUACCAACCAGACUUACACUUGUGGGUUCCGAGUUACAAAAUGCUGAUCCUGUGCAGAAUCUUGGUGUCCUGGAUGGUGGAGUGACACUUAGACAUCAGGUAUCAGCCACAAUCAGAUCCUCAUCUGAGGAACAUAGCCAGACUCCAGCACUUAUUUCCCUCAGAAGAUCUACCUACCGUCAUACAUGCACUUGUAUCAUCACGCAUAGACUACUGCAAUGUCCUCUACCUGGGUCUCCCAGCAAUAGAAUUGCACCGGUUGUAACUUGUACAGAUUGCAGCAGCCAGGCUGUUACCUAACCAGCCCGUUCCUGCCACAUAACACCCAUUCUCUGCUCCCUUCACCGGCUGCCUGUAAGAUGGUGACUCUGGGCCUAAUUUAGGUUGGAUUGCAGUGUGUGAUCCAAAAGGAAUUAUUGAGAAAAAGUUGCGGACGCAUGCGCAGCACCCGUCUUGAGCAUGCGCCUGCAUUCUCUACGUGGGGGCUGCAGACAAUGCGAUUACUUCUUGUUAAUCAGGCAGAGGCGGUCACGGGUAGGUAGGAAAGGGUUAAAGCGCUAAAAUGGUCAAAUAUGAGAGCAAAUGGUCACAUGAAAAUGCACAUUUAUUGAGAUAAAAUGAACUUGAAAUCGAUUAAAAAUUGGUAACACUGUAGAAAAUAAGUACUAAAUGCUGGAGGGCACAGUGAAGUGUCCAAUCGUUAUGUCUCUCCCAGUCCUGAUAAGAAUGCAUAGACAAUUCACACCUGUUCCAAUAAAGCAGUCCCUUAAUAGAUAUGCUCAAGGUAUCCCGUUAAUGUUCCAUCAGGUAUUAUAGUUACCACCAGCGAUUGUCCAAGGUGUUAAGCGGAUAGGCAUCCGCAGCGGCUUGUCCCUUGUUAAGCUGUGGGUGAUGGAGGAUCUUCAGAACGGGUCCACAAAAUGAGCCAGUAGUAGGGACCUGGUCCAGGUGGAGAGUCUUCAGGAAAGGAUUAUAGAUGGUAGAUACACACAGCACCAAUCGCCAACGCGUUUCGUUGCGGUCACGCAACUUUUUCAAGGUAAUAGAGGUGCUGCUAUCCAGGGUUUUUAUACCCUUUGCAAAAUGGUUGCUCAUUUGCAUAUGUGAUUGACAGUGACCAAAUACUCUCAUUAUGUGACCAAAAUGACAGACAAACAAUUUAAAUUGUUGAAUAAAUAACACAUAAUAAAUGAUGGAUAUAAUA